Molecule: messenger RNA, 487 nt
Organism: Prorocentrum cordatum
Lineage: Eukaryota; Dinophyceae; Prorocentrales; Prorocentraceae
Source: the annotation of a GenBank genome assembly
CGGGAAGGUUGUUUUUUUUGCGCAAAGGAGACCCAGCACCGAUUCGCAAGCGCUGCGGAUUCUGAAGCGCAGGGGCUGGUUCGCCCGAGCCGUCAAGCACAGGCCCGUGAUCCGGGGCACCUGUCCGAUCUACAGCGGGAAGUACUAUUACGAGGUUCGGGUCAACUACAUCUACGAGCGCAGCGACAUCGACAUUUGGAGGAUCGCGCAGGGCUUGGUCGACGAGGGCAGCGACGACAAGAAGAAGAGUGAGAAGGGUGGGCCCGCGGCCAUAGGCUGGAGCACCACGACCUUCGCGGGCGACCACAUCGCCUCCGGCGUCGGCGACGACCGGUUCUCGUGGGGGUACGAGGGCGCGAACCCGCACGAGCACAGCCGGCUGAAGCACAAUGGCCACCGGCUGGGGCAGCUGGCCGAGGCCUCGGGAGCCUCGAGACGGGGAGGAGAAGUGUGUCAUCGGCGUCGCCUGCGACGUUCACGAUGGUAA